AUGAUAUCGGUUGUAAACCACAAGGGGAGCUCGUGUUCGGUGCUUUUUCUGGCCAGGGCCUGGUUCCUGGUGCUGUGCAGGAUGAGCAGUUCUUCCCCUGCUCUCAGGUCGCUGUCAGAGGACAGGACAGCUGCUGUGCUAUGGGGCUGUGAGCUGGGUGUGAACAGCCAGAGCUGCAUGGUGAAGGAGGAUGAUGACUUCCUAGAGCACCUGGUCCUGCUGAAGACGAUCUCCCUGGGGGCCGAUGCCAGGGAUGAGUUGCAUGUGGUGGCUGUGGAGUCCAAGAACACCUAUGGAGACCACAAACCGGUGCCCAUCGCAUCCCUGCGUGUCUCAGUGCUUCCCAUGAUCAGUCUCAAAGGUCUGGAGUUCGUCCCUCCUGUCACCUUCAUGCUGCAGUGUGGAACUGGACCGGUUUAUCUCAGCGGGCAGCACGUUACCUUGGAAGAUGUCCCCAGGUGCAAAGCCCAUGAGGAAGAGCUGUUGGAUAUGGAUGGAGGUGAUGAGGACGAUGCCAGGGCAGCACGGGAUGGAGAAUAGUUGCAGCUCUGGAUGGGAUGGAUCCUUACACAAGGACACAACGGGCUUCUGCUUUGGAUAGAUCCUUCUCUCCAUCUCAGUCGUGUUCUGAUUGUGCUGCUGCUGGGAUGCUGUGGGUCGUGCUGCUGAGCUGUGGGUCUCAGAGCAUCCUAUUGAGCACCAUUGCCCCUUCCCUACACUGGCACCUCCCAGAUGGUCUUAAAAUGUGUGUGUUGUGUCCCCCCUGUGCAGCCCUUUUGCCAAUCAAUCUGCAGUCAUAAUGGUAGUUUUGUUCCAGUAGGAAUUACUCUGGCAAUUGUUUGGAUAAACAGAGUAAAGUUACGUUGCAGCCUUCACAGCAGCCCAGGGAAAUGCAGCCAAAGUCUGUUCAGAACAAGCAGCCAUUGAAGUAAUCAAAUUAAA
Molecule: messenger RNA, 942 nt
Organism: Lagopus muta (rock ptarmigan)
Lineage: Eukaryota; Metazoa; Chordata; Aves; Galliformes; Phasianidae
Product: nucleoplasmin-like
Exons: 7
Coding region: 1-540 (179 amino acids)
Biological process (GO): chromatin remodeling
Cellular component (GO): cytoplasm; nucleolus; nucleoplasm
Molecular function (GO): chromatin binding; histone binding; RNA binding
Source: RefSeq, a predicted model, not a curated record